Mollisia scopiformis is the source of this 2204-nucleotide messenger RNA. RefSeq names its product polysaccharide deacetylase. Gene Ontology annotation, molecular function: hydrolase activity, acting on carbon-nitrogen (but not peptide) bonds. Gene Ontology annotation, biological process: carbohydrate metabolic process. The coding region runs from base 139 to 2004 and encodes 621 amino acids. The transcript is spliced from 5 exons. The record is from RefSeq and is a predicted model, not a curated record. Lineage: Eukaryota; Fungi; Ascomycota; Leotiomycetes; Helotiales; Mollisiaceae.
AGAACCAAAUUUAUAACACGACUUACUUAAGUCCUGGUCAAAGUUAUGAGUUGCCACUACCUCAUGAAAUGUCAUAUAUGAUUUUUCUUGAAUAAUUAAAGGUUCAUAAAAAGUCCUGCACAUACUCGCACUCUCAAGAUGUCUUCAUUCCUGGGGCUCGAAGGUUAUCAUGUAUUCAUUACCGGUGCUGCUGGCGGCAUUGGCUCUCAAGCUGUCAAAGAGUUUCUAGACCAAGGCUGCAAAGUAACAGCCCACGACCUCCAUCCUAUCACCAGCCUCCCCUCCUCCCAUCAACUCUUUACCGUCAACGGCGACAUAUCAUCCGAGCCCUCGAUUGAAAAAUGCAUCGCCCAAGCCGUGGCUCAUCAUGGACCUAUCAACAUCCUAAUAGCCAACGCCGGCAUAACCGACGAAUCGCAUUCCUACCCCAUCUGGCAACUCCCCCUCCCCCUCUGGCAAAAGACCUACACCAAUAACAUCCAAGGCACCUUCCUGACCAUAAAACACUUCCUCCUCUCCGCCUCCGCCCAGCAAACCGCCCACUCGGGCCAAGAAAUCGAGAACCUCGCCAUCGUAGUCACAGGCUCUGAAACCGGGAAAUUCGGACAGGCUGGCCAUAUCGAAUAUGCUUCCGGCAAAGCGGGCUUGCAAUAUGGCUUGGUUCGCGGAGUCAAGAAUGAGAUUGUGAGGUUGAAUAGUAAGGCCAGGAUUAAUGCUGUUGCGCCUGGGUGGGUCGACACACCGUUAAUCGAAGGACGACUCGAUGAUCCGAACGAAAUGUGGACAGAAGCACAAGCCACCGUCCCGCUCCGCAAAAUCGCCAAACCAGAAGACGUAGCCCGCACCAUGGCUUUCCUGGCCAGUCACCGGGCCGCUGGACAUAUUACGGGAGAAUGUAUCAGUGUCGACGGUGGCAUGGAAGGACGUGUUGUCUGGAAGAGAGACGAGAUUCUUGAACCCUCGACCUCUGAAUUAACAAAGAGAGAAGAAUCAGUGCCAAUUCCCCAAACUCUCCCACCGCCCAAAAGAAACAUCAAAGUCCUCCUAUCCAUCGACUUCGACGCCAUAUCCGGCUUCCUAGGAACGGGCGCCUCGUCCACGACCAACAUGUCCGACUACAGCUCCGGCUACUUCUCCGGCCAAGUCGGGGUCCCUCGACUCUUGAAGCUGUUUAAAAAGCACCGGAUCUCUUCAGACGUAACAUGGUUCAUACCCGGGCACUCCAUGGAAACAUUUCCCACGCAAACGAAGAUGAUCUUGGACAGCGGAGCAGAGAUAGGAUGUCACGGGUACGCGCACGAGGGCGGGUCUCAGAUGACAGAAACGCAAGAAAGAGAUGUUAUAACCAGGUGUGUUGAGUUGGCUACCAAUCUCACGGGGAAGAGACCGCGGGGUUGGAGAGCACCGUUGUAUCAACUUAGGGAAAAUACCGUUAAAUGUCUUGAGGAACAGGGGUUCUUAUACGGUACGUUUCUCUCUCUCUCUCCCCUCUCCCCUCUGCAAGGCAGGACUGAUGAAGCAAAAGAUUCCUCCCUAACGCACCACGACUCACAACCCUAUUUCCUGCCCCAAACACCCGCCAUCCAACCCAUCGAUUUCUCGCCCCACGUCCAGGCCAGCACAUGGAUGAAACCCCUCCCUCCGCCCUCCCCACCAAACGACAAGACGCUCGUAGAACUACCAGCAAAUUGGUACAUGGAAGAUAUGACACCGAUGCAAUUCCUGCCCGCAGCACCAAACUCGCACGGCUACGUGCCGACAAGUAGUAUCCUCUCCAUGUGGCAAUCUCGAUUCGAGUAUUUAUACCACGAGUCCUCUGACGACGACGAGAGAGGGGGCCAUUUCAUCUUCCCGCUAGUGCUGCACCCUGAUACUUCGGGGAUGGCGCAUGUGAUUGGGAUGAUUGACCAGAUGAUCACUUGGCUGAAAGGGUGGCGAGAGGAAGUGAGAUUUUGUAGGUAUGAGGAUGUAGCUAGAGAGUGGAAGGCGAGACAGAAGAUUUGAGGAACUGGUGGAAGCUUGUGUGAGAGCAAAAAAAUAAGGCAAUUUUGAACUAGCAAAGCAAUCCAGUAUGUGGAUAUAGGGGUAUCAUAAACAUAAUCUCCCAAACGCCAAACCCCUUUUUUCUCGUUCAACGCCGAUCCGAAAAUCAAGUAGCCUCGCUGUUUGGCGCUUGCCAGACGCUAUAAGUCCAUUUAUCACAU